GUACCCGUUUCAGUUUCACGAACUCUGUCAUCGUUUAUAAAUGUAAAAAAAAUCUCAAACUUUCUCUUUCUUGACUCUCUCUCCUAAAAAUGUCUCGAUUGCUCUCAAAAACCCUAAUUCCCAACGGAAGAUUCCUCCUCCGUCGUUUCAACGAGCCGGCGAUUACGACACCACCAAACGUCGUCUGUUUCAGCCGCCGCUUUUCAUCCAUCCCACAAGUCAUCGAGCUUGAAAUCGAUUCUAAAAACGAAGCGGAAGCAGCAAUUCUCAAAAAGCUAAACGAAUUCGUACGAAGGAUCAUCGUUCAUAAUUCGACUCCAGAUUGGCUUCCUUUUGCACCUGGCUCUUCCUUUUGGGUACCUCCUCAUCAGAUUACGGCUACAAAGAUCGCCAAUUUGGUCGAUAAGGUGACUAAUCCGUUGACGGAGGAAGAGUCUCUUUCGCUUUCGUCUCCUUAUGGUUGGCCUUGUUCCUCUUUCUUCAUUCCUCCUCCAGAUGGUUCCUCAUCUACACAAGAGGAAGAAGCUAGCGUGGAGUUGAAAAUCCCGGGGAAUGAGAUGUUGGAAGUGAAGCUAGCACAUUAUCCAGAUCCUAUUUACUCUUUUAAACCUGAAGAUGGUGAAGAGUGAUUCGAUACCUUUUCCAGCACGAGAGAGCAGGACAGGAUUGGAAAAAACAGAUGACGAUCGAAACUCAAGCAGUUUGUACAUACAGUUGAAAACCAUGGGAGUUAUAUGAUCUUUGGGUGACUUUAUACACCUUGUUUACUAUGUUUUAUAAUUGACUUAAUAUAAUUAGCUUGGGGGCUUCUUCCACUUGCCAGAGUUUAUGGUGAUGCUCGGGUAACUUGACAAUUUCAUUUAUAAUGACAAUUCUUCCCUUUGACACUUGACCUAAGUGCAUAUAAAUAAUGUCUUGGCAUACAUAUUAUUCAGCAACCAUUUGCAAGUAAGAUUAAUGUAUUUAUUGAGACACAAAAGCAAAUUGAAUACAAAUUUAUUCUUCUUUUUCUACUCUGAAGAAAUUCACUACCUUGCUCGAGGAACCAUCUCGGUGUCUAGAUUCACUAAGUGUGCUCG
Arabidopsis thaliana (thale cress) is the source of this 1079-nucleotide messenger RNA. RefSeq lists its product as uncharacterized. NCBI's taxonomy places the organism in Eukaryota, Viridiplantae, Streptophyta, Magnoliopsida, Brassicales, Brassicaceae. The transcript is spliced from 4 exons. The coding region runs from base 90 to 629 and encodes 179 amino acids. The record is from RefSeq and is marked reviewed.